AUGGCGAGGGCUUUUCUUUUAAUGGCGCUCAGCAGGUCCAUGGAUGCCGAUUUGCCGGGUGACGAGUGUGCCUCGGGCCAGGACAAUUGCGGAGUCUCGAUGUUGCAGCGUCGAAGCGCACAGAUGUCUGCAGCCAGCGGAGAGGCUAUUGCUGUUACACUCGAGGAAGCCUUCCUAGAAGUGGUCACCGGGCCACCAAGCUUUGCUUCUUGCAACGGUGUGAGCUACGACAAGUCGCAGCAGAGCUGCUGCGGAGGGACGCUCUACUCUCUGACAUCCGAGGGCUGCUGCGGAAAUCGCAGCGUGUAUUCCUUUGCCCGACAAGGCUGUUGCAACAACGACAAUGUCUUUACGUAUGGGGAGGAGAUCUGCUCCGAAGCUUCGGCUCCUCCCGGUCCCGGGCAUUCGGAGUUUGCGUGUGCCGCUGACUGGCCUCCGGAGACCUACAGCAACUAUUGGCGCCGCUACUGCGCUGCAGGACAUCACAUGGCCUGGGCCAUGACGGAGUCGUGCAAAGUUGGGUGGCUCUCCGUACAACAGAGCAGUAUCGAGCAGGCCGAGGCAAAAGCCCUGGAGUCCUGCAACAAGAAGGCCGCCGCUUUCGACGGCGAGACCUGCAAGAUCUUUGACAGAGAUGGUGGCGAAUGCCGAAGGCAGCGCUGCGGCACGGACAUCUACGAUGCUUCCGUGAAAUCAUGUUGCGGAGGCCGCGUGAUCGACCGAGUCGCGCAGGGCUGCUGCAGCGGCGUGGCCUUCAAGGCCCAAAGCCAAGGCUGCUGCCAGGGCCGGGUAUACUCCAAGGCCUCGUACAGUUGCUGCGGUGGCAAGGUGCUCUAUGAUUCCGGAGCGCAAGGAUGCUGCUUACAAAAUGGCCCUCAGGUCUACAAAUUUGGUGUGCAGAAUUGCUGUCGGCGUCCGAAGGGCGUUUGCCGAAUACGACCUGGCCAGUACAGCUGUUGCCACUGA
This is a messenger RNA of Symbiodinium sp. CCMP2592, 966 nucleotides long. The record is from the annotation of a GenBank genome assembly. NCBI's taxonomy places the organism in Eukaryota, Dinophyceae, Suessiales, Symbiodiniaceae.